CAGAUGCCGCCUGGCACCGAGCGCAGCCGCCGCCGCCGCCGCCGUACUUUCCACUUGUAUUGAUCACUCCUAGCUCGGCUCAGCCUGCUCCCGGAGCGCAGCGCGGCCAGCGCGCCAGCCCUUGGCAGCUCGGGCACAGUCGGGCUCCCAGAGGAAACUCCUUGGGAGCGCCCUGUCCGGGGUGUCCUCUGCGCUCUGCAGUGUCUUUCUGUCUGCCUGGAAGGAGGAGGAGGAGAAGGAGGAGGAGGAAGAGCAGAAGGAGGAGGAGGAGGUGGAGGAGGAGGACGUCGUCUGGUCCCGGUUGGGAGGUGGAGCAGCGGCAGCAGCAGCCGCCGAGGCAGCCGCCGCCGCCGCCUCCGGAAAGGGAGAGGCAGGAGAGAUUGGGACUUGGAAACCCCAAAGUGUCGGCGACCCUGCACAGCAGGCUUCCUUCCAGCUUCAUGGGCAAAGUGUGGAAACAGCAGAUGUACCCUCAGUACGCCACCUACUAUUACCCCCAGUAUCUGCAAGCCAAGCAGUCUCUGGUCCCAGCGCACCCCAUGGCCCCUCCCAGCCCCAGCACCACCAGCAGUAAUAACAACAGCAGCAGCAGUAGCAACUCAGGAUGGGAUCAGCUGAGCAAGACAAACCUCUACAUCCGAGGCCUGCCCCCCAACACCACUGAUCAAGACCUGGUGAAGCUCUGUCAACCAUAUGGGAAAAUCGUCUCCACGAAGGCAAUUUUGGAUAAGACAACCAACAAGUGCAAAGGUUAUGGCUUCGUUGACUUCGACAGUCCUGCAGCAGCCCAGAAAGCUGUCUCUGCCCUGAAGGCUAGUGGAGUCCAGGCCCAGAUGGCAAAGCAACAGGAACAAGAUCCUACCAACCUGUACAUUUCUAACCUGCCGCUGUCCAUGGACGAGCAAGAACUUGAAAAUAUGCUCAAACCCUUUGGACAAGUGAUUUCUACAAGGGUCCUGCGUGAUUCCAGUGGCACCAGCCGCGGUGUUGGCUUUGCCAGGAUGGAAUCGACAGAAAAAUGCGAAGCUGUAAUUGGUCAUUUUAAUGGGAAGUUCAUUAAGACCCCACCAGGAGUUUCUGCUCCUACAGAACCGUUACUGUGCAAGUUUGCCGAUGGAGGACAGAAGAAGAGGCAGAACCCAAACAAGUACAUCCCUAAUGGGCGGCCGUGGCACAGAGAAGGAGAGGCUGGAAUGACACUCACGUAUGACCCGACCACAGCUGCUCUACAUAACGGAUUUUACCCUUCACCAUACAGUAUUGCCACAAACCGAAUGAUCAGUCAAACUUCUCUUACACCCUAUAUUGCGUCUCCCGUGUCCGCCUACCAGGUGCAAAGUCCUUCUUGGAUGCAACCUCAACCAUACAUCCUACAGCAUCCUGGUGCCGUGUUAACUCCCUCAAUGGAACACACCAUGUCACUACAGCCCGCCUCCAUGAUCAGCCCUCUGGCCCAGCAAAUGAGUCAUCUGUCGCUAGGCAGCACCGGAACAUACAUGCCUGCCACGUCAGCCAUGCAAGGAGCCUACUUGCCACAGUAUACACACAUGCAGACAGCAGCGGUUCCCGUUGAGGAAGCAAGUGGCCAGCAGCAGGUGGCUGUGGAGACAUCUAAUGACCAUUCUCCAUAUACCUUUCAACCCAAUAAGUAACUGUGAGAUGGACCAAAGGGUGUUCUUACAUGAAGAAGGGUGUGAAGGCUGAACAAUCAUGGAUUUUUCUGAUCAAUUGUGCUUUAGGAAAUUAUUGACAGUUUUGCACAGGUUCUUGAAAACGUUAUUUAUAAUGAAAUCAACUAAAACUAUUUUUGCUAUAAGUUCUAUAAGGUGCAUAAAACCCUUAAAUUCAUCUAGUAGCUGUUCCCCUGAACAGGUUUAUUUUAGUAAAAAACAAAAACAAAAACAAAAAAAAACACAAAAAAAAAAACAAAGAUUUUUAUCAAAUAUAAUGAUGCAAAAAAGAAAAAAAAAAAGGAGAGAAAAAGAAAACUUCAAUUUUCUGGGUAUGCACAAAGACCACGAAGACUUAUCCAAGUGCAUGACCGGAUUUUUGCGGUUUUGUUCCUUUUGUGUUUGAUGCGUCUUUUUUUUUUCCAGCUGUAUGAAAUGGGCUUUUCUGAUGAAAUUCCCACCGUCUGACGUCACCCAUGGUGUCUGUGCUUGCCGUGAGAGUGCCGCUGUAAGCCAGUGUGGCCACCCUCGGUGUCUUUUCUUAGCUUUUCAUUUUUCUUUCGACGUAGUGUGAAGUGUCUUAUCCUUUUCUAUGAAUUCCAAUUUGCCUUAACUCUUUUGAUGCUGUAGCUGUUUCAGUAAAGUUAGUUCAAACUAAUGAUGUAGAAUGCUUUGACCAAAUGGGCUGGUCUAGGACGCCUUGUAAAAAAAACAGCAGCGUAGGGGCUUUUAAAAAGGUAGUCAAUAAAAGUUGCUGAAAUUUUGGCUUUUUUAAAAUAUGUAGUAGGUGUUUUUAAUGAUUUUUUUUUCCACAUAACGUGUAAGGUAGUGAAGUGCAAGAAGGGAGAACUGUUUUGUGUGAAACACAUUUUCUGACUGGGGGACUUUUAAUAGGGUGAAUCGUUUGUAAGGCCGUACACCGACAGUUUCCUCUGAUAGUUUGACCAAUUUAGGAUAUCUGCUGUAUGAUGCAAUGUAAAGUCUUUUUUGCCUUUUUUUCAGGAAAAAAACAAAAAAACAAAAACAAAAAACUUAAUGAUGUUCUAGAUUUAGUGUAGGUAGCUUUGGGGCUGGGGGUGGGGGUGGGGGAGGGGAGUCACCGAAUGUUUUGUCCUUUAUACUAACGAUAGUGCUUUAGAAUGAGAACCAUGCCUGUGAUCUGGCAAACUGAGGGGGGGAAAAAUGUCGCUAUUGAAACUAAAUGGUAAAAGCUAAAAGUAAGGAUUUCUCUUCAAACCUGAGCUGAGAUAUGAACAGAAGAAAAAACGACUGGCUACUAGCUCUCUCUCGUGUGCGCUUGCUCACUAGCUCGCUCGCUCGCUCUCUCUGAGGUCGAUUUGAAAAACUAAAAAAUGACUUGGCACUUUUAAAGGUAACUUCACCAAAGACCGAAGAGCCAGUAGCCAGUAACUCCACCUUGUCUCAGCAUCCCAUUUUCUCUGCUCUUUAUUUUUGCCGGACCAGUUUGCGGUUAGGAGAAUGUGCCUUUUUUGUACCUUUGCAUUAGGUUUUAUAAUUUUAACUGAUGUAUGGACUCACAGAGACAAAUUUAAAAAACAAAAAAAAAAGCAUGAAGGAAGAUUUGAAUCCAAGCAGUGCCACACUUUAAGUCAUCACUACAGGUGUUCAAGUGUAAAGAAAACCAACUUUGAAACUAUGAAAUUCCUGAUUCAUAAAUACAGUUAUUUCUACUUUAGUACAUAUGAGAUAAUUCAUUGUUAUUAAUGCUCUUUUAUUAAGGCAAUUGCAUACGUUUUAAAAGCAAUGGUAAAUUAAGUUGUCUUCCAAAACUGUGUACUUGUCUGGUCAGCUACGUUUGAUCAGUUAUCUACCUCAGAGGCUUUUUCUUUUGUGCUGGGACAGGUUGCUGGCCCUCCCUGUUUCCACCGACCAAAUCCUCCUAGCUCGGGAGCUAGGGCUAAGCAGUUACUUCUUUUGAGUAUUUUUUAGUUCUUAAAUUUUAUUGCUUGUAUUUGAUGAUAGAUGUCAGUGACAUUUCAUAGUUUCAAACGUCCUUGCUGCUCUGAGAAGUGUAGAUUCUAGUGAAAAUUACAUAGUCAUAAGAGAAAUGUGUUUUCGUUUUUGUUCUUGUUUCUUUCUUUUUUUUUUUUUAAAAGAAGUUGUGGUAUUAUUGGUUCUAUGCUCCCUAAAACAUUCUGCUUUAUGGAAGUCCAGACUGAAUGCAGCACCCUCCGUAUACCUAGUAUGUUUAUCAGCCCGGGGCUCUCACUACUUGAUAUUUUUUCCAUUAGUUAAGACAGGAAGACGGUAGCUCAGUCGGUAGGGGAGGGGAAAUCUGCUGCUAGGUAUGUCUGAACUAAGUGCCAUACUCGUCUGGGUCAGAUUUGGGAAACAACCUCUGUACAUAUUAAAAAAAAAAAAGUCAGUUAAACAUCACAUAGUAGACAGCCAUUAAAUUAUAAAAAAAAAAUUAAUUUAUGAAGAAAGACCUUUUGUACAGAUUGAAAAAACAGAUUUUCAUAGAGAUAUCUAUAUGAUCAAGAGAGUUAAUUUUUUAUUUUUGUUCCUACUAGUGCUCCAUACUUGCCAGCAGUGACUUUAUUGACCGGCUCCAGAUGACUCUGUAGUUUUCUUUCCUAGGACUUGUUAAACGCCAAAAGACAUUUUUGAACUGUACAUUUGAUCAGAUUGUUAGCUUUUUCUGUUUUAUUUCUUUUGAGAACCUUUGAAUAAAAACAUCUGAAACGUU
Molecule: messenger RNA, 4380 nt
Organism: Peromyscus maniculatus bairdii (prairie deer mouse)
Lineage: Eukaryota; Metazoa; Chordata; Mammalia; Rodentia; Cricetidae
Gene: Rbms1
Product: RNA binding motif single stranded interacting protein 1
Cellular component (GO): ribonucleoprotein complex
Molecular function (GO): RNA binding
Source: RefSeq, a predicted model, not a curated record